Coprinopsis cinerea okayama7#130 is the source of this 645-nucleotide messenger RNA. RefSeq lists its product as hypothetical. NCBI's taxonomy places the organism in Eukaryota, Fungi, Basidiomycota, Agaricomycetes, Agaricales, Psathyrellaceae. Bases 1 to 645 code for a protein of 214 amino acids. The transcript has a single exon. The record is from RefSeq and is a predicted model, not a curated record.
AUGGCGGGAGAAGAAGAGAAGUCUCCAACUAUCCGGAAUCCUCGAACCGAAGAUCCCGGUUUAGUCGAGCUCGCACAGACUAGCAGGUGCUUGGAGCAAGUUACCAAUAUCUGGCUCGAAAAUCCCUCGUCGACUUACACGUCCCGCUGCGAACGCUGCUCCAACUGUAAUCCAGCCCUCAAACUCCCAACACCUUACACUUUCGUCCACGAAAUGCCGCAAUCAAAAUCCGCGACCCAGAUCGCUAUGAACAGCGACACAGUUGCUGAGAUUCACAAUCUCUUACUUAAAUGGCGAGGGGAGCUUUGGAGGAGGGAAUGGAAGGAUGAAUGGCCGUCUUACGGGCCCGAGUGCCUUGUAACUGACAGUGGCUUGCUGUCGAUCGCAAAGAAUGCCCUCAAGAUUUCGACCGCUGAUGAUUUAUACAAUGUGACACCAAUCAUCCAUCUCGACGACCUCGCCCCUUCCCUUCUUCAAACCUUGGAGAACAUCACUCGGACUGUAUGCGGAACGACAGCUCGCGAACAGCAGAAGCAAAUUGAGGAGGCACUUUCCAGGAAUUCCGAGCAGGUGGCUACACCAUCAUCUACGCCGUCGAUUGAAUGGGCUCCUCUUCAAAUGCCAUGUCAUUUUGAUACCAAUUAG